AUGGUCGUUGCCGCCGAAGAUAUAAGAAUGAAAAUAUUAAAAGAAAUAAAUAAAAAAAGGAUUCCUCACUGGAACAUAAGUCAAAUUGAAUACGAAACAAAACAUAGAGAAUAUUUCGAUUUAGUCGAACAAAACCAAAGAAAAAGACUGAAUUUAUCGUCAAAUAAUUACGACGAAGAAAACAUUGCUCACACAUCACAAGGAAUAAGGAAUUUAAAUUAUAAUAUAUACAUUCCCGAAGAGGAUAAUAAAUAUGUUGAAAUCGAAGAGAGUUCACUUCGUUUAUUGUUAGUUUUUAAUAAUUGUGCCACGAAAAAUAAAUAUGUUACAUUAACGGUUGUGAAAACAGGAGAAAAAAAUUAUAUGAAAAAAGAAAAAUUAUUAUUAGAUACAUGUUUACCAAAGUGGAUAGGUUUAGAUUUACUUAAUAAUAAUAAUAAUAAUGUUAAUUUAAAUCAUAAAACGAAAAAUUUACAAUUGUCCGUCUUCUGCGAGGAGUGCGUUAGAGAAAAUAUCCAAUUGAUGGAUCCCUACCUAAACGUUAUUGUUAAUGUUAAAGCUAGAACUAGGAGGAGGAGAGCGGAAAAGAAAAAAAGGAGAAGGUAUCCGGGUAAAUGUGUAAGACAUCCUUGGGAAGUUGAUUUAGGAAAAUUAAAAGGAUACGAAUAUAUCGUACAACCUAGAAAGUUCGAUGCUGGUUUAUGUGCUGGUAAAUGUACCGGACAAUGGAAUUUAGCAACUCAACAUUCAAAUUUACAAUAUUUGUUUUCGAACAUAGAUAAAACGAUUCCCAAACCUUGUUGUGCACCAUCGAAAAUGGAAAGUUUAGAAAUUCUUUAUCCAGAUGAAGAUAAUCCAAAAAAAUUAAAAGUAUCCGUUUGGAAUGAUACUAAAAUUAUCGAAUGCGCAUGUUCUUGA
Messenger RNA from Pediculus humanus corporis (human body louse), 918 nucleotides. Its product is annotated as Bone morphogenetic protein 2-A precursor, putative. Gene Ontology annotation, molecular function: growth factor activity; cytokine activity. The transcript is spliced from 3 exons. NCBI's taxonomy places the organism in Eukaryota, Metazoa, Arthropoda, Insecta, Psocodea, Pediculidae. The record is from RefSeq and is a predicted model, not a curated record. Bases 1 to 918 code for a protein of 305 amino acids. Gene Ontology annotation, biological process: SMAD protein signal transduction; BMP signaling pathway. Gene Ontology annotation, cellular component: extracellular region.